CAAAAGAAACUGUGGGAGGAAAGCUUUCCGUUUGAGCAAGUACUCGUACCCUUCGAACCACCACGUUCAAAGACAUAUYGUUCACCACCACUUCGUUCAUUAACAACAUACUAGCUCAUACCGAUUCAAGUCCCAAUCGGUCGCAUCUGCAUUCCUCGUUAGAAGCACUUUUACUUUUUAUCACCUAAAAGUAUUUMUUUUCAUCCAACGAUAUUUAUUGACCACRAAAAAACAAAAACACGGCCGGUGACAAUGCGAUAGAGAGAAGGAACUGAGUGCAAUCGGUCGGAAAACACAUAGAAACCUCGGAACAAUAAACAAUUUUUCSGGGAGGAAAAAUCGUGAAGUGAAAGAUGAUUCAACAUGUCUUGUUCUAUCCUUUUCGGGUUUUGUUUUCUCCAUAUUUCAGCGACGACCAGCUGACGUCGUUUCUUACCGGAGCUUUCACGGUAGGUCUAUUGUGGCUUUUAGACGGACUAUAUCACACAGUCCCCGACCACUUCACGAAAGAUAGAACAAGGAGCGACGGCAGUAUAGAUGAUGACGACGACGACGACGACGACGAUCUUACUUUCAUCGACCCAUGGAAUGAUCCGUUGGCCUACGUCUCCACGCAGCAGCGACGAAUGAUGAGAACGUCAAUAUCUACCAUGGUAGAUAUCCAAAAGAACAUUGGAGAGCUUCCGAAGCGUCUGAAGAGAGAGCAUUGGCCUUGGGAAACAAUCCGGCGGAAGGUGAUGGGAGAAGAAAGCGACAGAGACGAAGGAAAAACCGAAGAAGAGAGAGAUUCCCAAACAACAGAAAACCAAGGCGAGGAAAAAAGAAUGAAAAAUUUGAUGUCUGGUGAAUCUGAGGAAGAAGCUAGUUACCAGGAAAACAAAAAAGAAGAAAAACCGCUUUGUAUUGGCAGCAUUUUUGGAUUGGACGUCGGCGGAACGCUAGCAAAACUCGUAUAYUUUGAGAAAAAGGCGCUCGAUGUGGAUCCUCUUUACACCAGGAGCCUCAGAGAAAAGCAUUAUGCGAAGGCACUUUCUGCGCAGACAGUUCUCAUGGCUCGGAUGGAUGACAAUACYGAUGGCCGUGCGAAGCGAUCGGCAUCCAUGUCACCGAUGAGAAAGAUUCCAGCGCCUCUGGGAAAUCGAUUCAGGAGCAGCACCGCCGAGGAAUACGAAUUCAAGGAAGAAGAUAGCUUUGAAAAAAGGAUGCUGAUACCGCCUAGCAACGAGAUACCGGGUGUCAUGCGUCGAAGCCAGACUAUGACGGGACAUAUAGCACAUCCGGUGAAAAUCAAGGAGAGCCAAAACUACCCCACCAAAAUAGAAAGUUCUCUGUUCGUUGAAGAAGACGGAGAAGAAACGAAUAUAAUGCCGGAGCAUGCAACUAAAGAAAGAAGUUCCACAAACGAUUUGCAAAGCCUUUAUGCGAUUCGACAAGAAUCUCUUCCCGACGACGUUCGACAAUUUCGGCAUGUGGUAGACGAUAGCGACGACGAAAACGACWGUGUAUUCAAACAAACGACAUCCUUAGAAUCUUCUAGUAGUGGCCUCCCGCCAUCAUUGAAUCUGAAAAAAAGAUCUCUGUCCAUGCUCGACAUGACGACGGCGCACGACCAAGAAAAGGUCGAAGCUCUCAAUCGGUUUUAUGACUUUGCUCGCAGGCUCGACACAAACGAAGAUUCUAUCAGCGACAUCCAGCUAAGUUUUUAUUGCCGGGAACUAGGAGGAGAAUUCCACUUCAUAUCCUUCGAAACACGCAAGAUGAAAAACGCCAUGGAUCUGAUUCGAUUCAACAAGCUGCACAUGAACAUUCGCAACAUGGGGUAAGUAGCACUGAAGUUUUGGUGUUUUUUGUUCUUGUUCGUGUGUCACGGUUCUCGUGUGCCAUGCUGGAGAUCUCCGACCGAAACCGACUGAUGCUUAUUACCUCCAAUGUUUCCGACGCAGCGCCACCGGCGGAGGAGCCCAUAAAUUUGCWGACAAAUGGGAAAGAGAMCUGGCGAUUGGAAUGAUCAAACAAGACGAACUGGACAGCUUGGUAGCGGGGAUGCAAUUUGUAUUAUCCACGGUGGUCGGGGAGUGUUACACAUUUCGACCGAAACAAAAUCGAACGGCGGAAACAACGGGCGAUGGGAAAAACGAAACCGCCGAUGGCGGCAAAAACCCAAAGCUGGAGUGGUGGACGCGGAAAGUGCAGAGAGAUACCAUAUCCUACUCGUCUGCCUAUCCGUACAUGCUGGUUACCAUCGGCACGGGUGUUUCGGUGUUGCGGGUGGACGGUCCAAGGAAACACGAACGUGUUUCCGGAUCGACCAUCGGGGGAGGAACCUUCUGGGGCCUCAUGCGGCUGUUGACGGACGUCGAAAACUUCGAGGAUGCCAUGAAACUCGCCGAAAAGGGCGAUCCAACCAAGGUAGACAUGAUGGUGGGCGAUAUCUACGGAGAGGACAGCGACGCCCUGGAGAAACUGGGCCUUACCGCGGACAUUGUUGCCUCGUCCUUUGGCAAACUGGUCUCCAAGGAAGACCCCGCAAAGGGGCUGACCCAGGAAGACCUGGCCCGGGCUCUGUUGUCGCUGGUCACCAACAACAUUGGUCAGGUUGCCUAUCUGAACGCGAAGCUCCACAAGACGCCCCGGAUCUAUUUUGUGGGGAGCUUUUUGCGGCAYAACAUGAUUUCCCAGCGACGUCUUUCGUACGCCAUUGAUUACUGGAGCAAGGGGGAAAUGGAGGCGCUCUUUCUCGAGCACGAGGGAUACUUUGGAGCCCUGGGAGCCUUUCUCAUGACGCAAAACAUCGAAAAGAAAAGCGGAGGGUUCUUUCAGUGGGAGAACAAUCCCUAAAGCACCACCAAUAGAGUCGUGCCGUACAACUGCGGCAGGCAAAACCGACGCCCUGAAAKCUGUCACGAAGAAAGUUUGCGGUGCAGACCCUCGAUCGUACAGCACACUACCGCGAUUCCAAUCGCAGCGAAAGAAUUGGGAACAGAGAACACACGGUCACUUCAAAGAAUCGUGAAGUUCUUGGGUUUGAAACAAAGGCAUCUACUAUUCAUUAUUCAUACUUCUAGAAGAGUAGCGUUGAUGUACUAAAAUUUWCUAGGUGCC
Molecule: messenger RNA, 3102 nt
Organism: Pseudo-nitzschia multistriata
Lineage: Eukaryota; Bacillariophyta; Bacillariophyceae; Bacillariales; Bacillariaceae
Source: the annotation of a GenBank genome assembly